Molecule: messenger RNA, 465 nt
Organism: Darwinula stevensoni
Lineage: Eukaryota; Metazoa; Arthropoda; Ostracoda; Podocopida; Darwinulidae
Source: the annotation of a GenBank genome assembly
AUGCUCAGAUGCCGCUGGUUCCGGGGUCGGAUGAUGGGAGGAAGUUCUGCCCUGAACGGCGCCAUAUACACCCGAGGGAACCACAAGGACUACGACAACUGGGCCGCGUUGGGGAAUCCUGGCUGGUCCUUCAGAGACCUCCUCCCGCUUUUCCUUAGGGCUGAGAACUUCCUCGUGAAAGACGUUCCUACCGGAGAUGCCAUUUACCACGAGGGUAACAGAUAUCGUGGGUACUUCCCCGUAUCCUACACCUACUUCUCCGAGCUCUUGCCAGCGUUCAUUGAGGCGGGGGAGAGUCUGGGCUUCCCGCACAACCGCGACUACAACGGCGCCUCUCAAAGGGGAUUCAGCAGGCUGCAGCAAGCGAACAAGGAUGGAAUCCGAUAUAGUGCGGCCUUGGCGUAUCUGGUCCCCGGGAAGCAUCGCAAGAACCUCCAUGUCGUCGCCAAUACCAUUGUCUCCAGA